Molecule: messenger RNA, 4154 nt
Organism: Phalaenopsis equestris
Lineage: Eukaryota; Viridiplantae; Streptophyta; Magnoliopsida; Asparagales; Orchidaceae
Product: major antigen-like
Exons: 8
Coding region: 246-4070 (1274 amino acids)
Source: RefSeq, a predicted model, not a curated record
AAGCCAAAAUUCCUUCAGAAUUCGGCAAAAAGGUUCUCAGAAAACCUCCCUAGAUGCUCCAUUUUCUCCGCUUUCUGCCUCCGCGUCUCUCUCCGUCUCUUGAUCCAGCUUUUACUUGAAAGUGCAGCAGAGGAGGAGAAAGAGGGGAAAAAGCUGACUUUUUUAUGAUUCCUUUCAGUUCUUUCUGCUCUCUUCUUUGCGGCGCUCGUGCGUUGGAUUGAUUAGGGAGAGGGUGGGCGGAAGUUAUGUUUAGGCUACAUAAGCACAGGUCGGAGAGGUUGGGGGAGCGGGUGGAGUUCAAGUUCUCUAAUUUUCAGGCCUUUAAGGUUCCAAAAGGAUGGGAUAAGCUUUAUGUUUCUGUUGUCUCGGUUGAAACGGGAAAGACAAUUGCAAAAUCAAACAAGGCGACUGUACAUAGCGGAACGUGUCAAUGGACGGAAAGUUUAUCAGAAUUUAUUCCUUUUUCUCAAGAUGGCGGAUUAAAAAACCGCGGCGAAUAUUUUUUCAAAUUCAUUAUUUCCAUGGGAUCGGUUAAACCGGGUGUUUUAGGAGAGAUUGUUUUGAAUCUAGCAGAUCAUAUAGAUUCAACCGACUCUAGUCCUCUCAUGUUGCCGUUAAAUAAAUGCGGUUAUGGUACAAUUUUACAGGUGAAGAUUCAAUGCUUUAACCCAAAGACGAGAUUGAGGGAUGGUAAUGCUUUGGCCACUAACUCUCGACUUCAAAGCCCGACUGGUAGCAGUCGGGACAUGGAUAAUCAAUCGGAUUCGUCUAACACGACAAUUUAUGGAAGUGUGGUAUCAUUUUCGAGUAAUCUGAUGCCGAGUGCCGCCGUUCCGAGCGGAGCCGUGAAUCAGGACGCGGCUUCCUUAGCAUCAGUUUCACAUUCUAGUUCCGACUCAAUGGAGAACUCUGCCGGAAGAACGAAUUUUUCUCCUAAAAGCAGCGUCAACGGUGGCUCGCAUAUCGUACGACAAGAUUCUGCUGAUUCUCAUGCCAGCGCAACCUCUAGCGCUGGUCCGGUCGACGAUCUUAAUCGAUCAAAUCCAUCAUCCUUUAAUUCCAGAGCUUCAGGAUCUUCCAUUCCGCCUCAAUGGCCGGAGCCUACCUCGCAGACCGCUCCGCACGGCCAUUCCGGCUUGCAGCUCAGGACGUCAGGCUCCACCAAAGAACUCCUCGAAGCUGCAGAAGAAACUAUCGACGAGCUCCGAGACGAGGCUAGGAUGUGGGAACGGCAUGCACAGAAGUUGAAAAUUGAACUCGAAAAACUGAAAAGAGACUGCUCAUUCAAAUCGAAACAGCAGGCAGAGGCCGAUAUGGAGCUUUCUGCCGCCAACAACGAGCGUGAUUCUUUAAAGAGCGAAGUUGAUCAACUGAGAUUGUCCGUGACGGAAUUGAAGCGAAUUCUGGGGGACAAAGAAAACUGUAAUACUGAAAAUAUGAUGCGCGCGCAAAGGCAACUGGAAGACGAGUUGAUGUUCUUGAGAGAAUCCAAUGGUACCCUAACCAUGCAGCUGAAUAAAUCUCAAGAAGCGAAUGUAGAACUUGUUUCCAUACUUGAAGAACUGGAAGAAACAGUAGAGAAACAGAGAUUGGAGUUAGCAAACCUUUCCCAAAUUAGUUCUAUAUCUGAAAAUGGAGCAGAAACAGGAAAUCAGACAGUAAUGGAUGCUGAGGUGGAAGAAAGCCCACAAAAAGAGCAAAAUGAUGCUCCAAAUUCCAUGGAGAUGGUGUUGAAUCAAUUAAACUCAGAUUUAAUUCAAGAAAUUGAAGUUUUAAAAGCUAAAUUGGAGGAGCUGGAGAGGGACUGUACUGAACUUACAGAAGAAAAUCUGGAGCUCAUUUAUAAGCUCAAGGAAUUAGAAAAGAAUGUCAAAGAGGUAAAGGAGUCUGGAUCUAACAUUAACCAACUUCAAUAUCAAAUAAGCUUUCCUGAAGAACAGCUUCAUAGGAAGGAUUUGAAUGGAAUCAUUAUUACAGAAUCCACAUUGGAGAUGGAUGAUUUGAAGAAAAAAUGUGCUGAACUUGAGAUCGAACUCCAGAAUUUUAAGAAAAAUUCGAUCAUUACAACAGAUUUUCGUACCAUAGAUGAUGAUGCUUUCAAAGAACAUCAAAAAAAUGAUUUGGUAGAAGAGUUGAAAUUGAGAAACGCAAAGCUCGAGGCUGAGUUCUUACUGAAAGAGAAGGAAAUUGAUACUUUAGAAACUUCCAUGAAGGAAUUAGAAGAUGUCAUUUCCAGAAUCAAAAGAGAAAAGAUUGAGGUGGAGGAAACUUUAGCUGUUGCACAAAGGGAAAACAUAAUUUCUUCCAAAUGUUUGGAUGAUGUGAGAAAUGAGAUGAUAAUUCUAAGUGGCAAUAUGGAUACUCAUUUGUCUGUCAAAAAGAUGUUUGAGAGGAAAUCAUCAGAACUUGAAAUAAGAAACCAAGAACAGGAUUUACUCGUAUCACAGUUGGAGGCAGAUAAUUUACAGUUAUCUGAACGAAUAUCUGGCUUGGAAGCUAAGCUAAGGUACAUGAGAGAUGAGAAAGAAACCAGAAGGUUGGAAAUUGAAGAUUAUAUGUCUCAAAUAGUGGAUCUUAAGGAUGAAAUAGCACAGGAGCGAGCGGAGAUGGAAAUUUUGAAAGUUGAACAUAAAAAAAUGCUCCAAGAUGCUCAGAAAAGAUUAGUUGAAGCUCAAGAGGAAUCAGAAGUCCUGAAGAGAUCUCAUUCAAAACUAGAAUCUACAGUUGAGAGCCUUACAGAAGAGUGCAGUUUAUUAAAGAAGCAAUCUGAGGAUUUACGGAGGCAAAAAAUGGAAAUGCAUGAACAAAUUUGUCGUCUUGAGGUUGUGUUAAGGGAUUUAAGAGAGCAGAUUUCUGGAAAUCUGAACAAAGUUGUGGUUUUGGAAGAAAAACUUUCUUUGCUACAUAGUGAUUUUACUUUGAAGCAGGAGAGUCUAGUUUCACAGCUGGAGAGCAUGCUUCAAGAGAGUAAGGAUCAAGAGCAAAAAAUAAAUAAGGCAAAUGUUAUGCUAAAACAGAUAAAUUAUGAACAGAUGGUGGAAGUUGAGAACCUCAAACAAGAAAUUUGUCACCUUUCUACACAGGUUUGCUCAUCCCAGGAUGAAAGAGAAAAAUUAUCAGCAGAUGCUGUUAGAGAAGUUUCGAUCCUUCGCUCGAACAAAAAUAAACUCGAGAACGAUCUCCAUGAAGUUCAAUCCAAAGUCACGUUGUACGAAACUGAGCUUCAUAAUCUCACACGAGAGUCUAACGACAAGAUUGUGGAGCUCGUAAACUCGCUAAAUGCAUCAAAACUUAAUGAGGAAAUGUUGAUGAAUGAUGUUGAACGUAUGCAAAGAAUGGCAGAAUCUUUUAAAUCUAGUGAAGAAACAUUCAAAAGAAUGGUGAAUGAACUCGAAUUAGAGCUAAAAGCUUCUGAUUAUGAAAAACAGCAAAUAAAUGAGGUUGUUUCUGGCUUAAAACUUCAACAUCAGAAGGUAACACAAUUUCAAAAUGAAAUUUUGAAUCUUAAAAGUUCUCUUGAGGAGGAAAAGUGUGAAAGAGAGAAACUGGAAGGCCUUUUGCACUCGGUAUCUGAAGAAUGUGAAGAAUUGAAGGCAGAGAAAAUAUCAUUUUCAGAAAAGAUUUCAGUUCUGCAGAAAGCUUUACUAGCUCAGAGAGAAGAGGAAAGGCUAGAGGAGAAAGUAUCAAUCAAGGUCGAAAAUGAACCGAAUGGAAACAUGGAGAGGCCUCAAGCGCAAACCAAAGCCGCACUCGAGUCUAAGAUCCAGUCUUUGCAAACUGAGCUCGCCGAGGCUCUGGAGGCAAAUAACAGUUAUCAGAUGCAAAUUAACGGAUUACUGUCUGAGAAACGAAGUAAUAGAAAAGAAGAAAAUUGCAAUUACAGUGAUGAUGGGGGGAUUGCUGCAAAAGCUGAUCAGUCCAACAAAAUAUCAUCUUUAGAAACUGAGCUGAAGGAGAUGAGAGAGCGCUACCUCCACAUGAGCCUGCAAUAUGCUGAAGUUGAAGCCCAGAGGGAAGAGUUGGUCAUGCAGCUUAAAUCAGUAAAGAAAGAGAAGAAAUGGUUCUCAUGAGAACUGCACCAGUCCUCCUGUUUUUUAUUUUAUUUUUUUUGGAAUAUUACGUACGCCCAACUCAAUUCUUAUGUAUUUACAUAU